CAGCAGCCCAGCAAAGCGGGAGGAGAGGGAGAGGCAAAAUGACAGAGGAGAGAGCAGUGACACUGUGAUAGGCAAUGGGAUUGUCAUUAGCACAGGGAGCACAGGACCAGGCAAGUCGGAUAAAGCUAGGAGGAAGAAGAAGGCAGUGACAAGACGUGUGAUAAUAGCGGGACCGCAGUAAUAACUGGAAGAAGACCUAGAACGACGGUGACAAGAUCCGGGCUGGGGACGGCGGAGUAAUAGGGGCACAGAAGAAAGCAGCACCGAGACAAUCCCCAGAGUCAAAGGAUGGACAGUGACAUAUGAGGGAGUGACAGUGGGCGGAGGGCAGGUCUGUGGCUGCACUAACCUCACACCGACUGGAUGAGCCUGGGCUGUACAUAGAGCUGCGGCACCCCGGCGCAGGACAGCGCUUUCCGGUAGCACAUAGUGUUUGCGGAGCGCCACAGAGAAGCGGGAGACAGGGAAGGAGAGACGAGAAGGAGACAUAGCCCGCUGGCCUGGGUAGAUACAUGUGAAUAUGAGGGCUCUUGUACCCUUUAAGCAGACUCUGCGCUGGCAGUAAGAAUGCGCCAGGACGAACAGCAGCCGCUGCAGGCUCAGUGGGACCUGUGUAUAGGAGCUUGGCCUGGGACUCAGGGAGGGGAACCUGUACCAUCAACGAGAGAGAGUCUUACCCGGAAUGUGGGCUUGGCACUCCAGCCUUUGUCUCUUACUUGUACUGCUGCUUCUCUCUUAUAGAGCUUAGACUCCACUACAGGCUUCUGUGGCCAGUUGGGUGCCCAGCUUUUACUAGCUAAUGGCCACUCACCCCUGAACCAGUCAACUGCACAUCUCUUUUGUCCAUUGCUUCUGCUGUUUCUGUCAUUCUCAGUCUCUAGUAGCACAUCUGGUCCACUGUACCAUCAUGGAGCCUUGGAGGCAGUGUGCCCAGUGGCUGAUCAGAUGUAAGGUGCUCCCCCCCAAUCACAGGGUGACAUUGGACACAGCACAGGUGUUUGACCUGGCCCAGACUCUCCGGGAUGGAGUGCUUCUUUGCCAGCUGCUUAAGAACUUACAGGGCAACUCCAUCAACCUGAAAGAAAUCAACUUGCGACCACAAAUGUCCCAGUUUUUGUGUUUGAAGAAUAUCCGAACCUUUCUGUCUGUGUGCUGCGAUGCAUUCGGUAUGAAGAAAAGUGACCUUUUUGAAGCUUUUGACUUAUUUGAUGUCCGGGAUUUUGCAAAGGUGAUCGAGACUUUAUCCAAGCUAUCCCAUACAACCAUUGCUUUGUCAGCUGGCAUAAGGCCAUUCCCUACAGAGGAAAGUGUUCAGGAUGAAGAUAUUUACAAAGCUCUGCCAGAUUUAAUUGAUGAAUCUGGAGCAGAUGAAGAUGAUGAGUUGUACUAUGACUGCGUUUAUCAGGAAGAUGAAGGAGGGGAAGUUUAUGAAGAUCUGAUGAAGGCUGAAGCUGCUUUGCCCAAUAGGUCAGCUGAGAGUGAUGUUCGGAGCUGCUGUUUGCUAGAAAUUAAACAGACUGAGGAAAAAUAUUCAGAGACAUUAGACUCAAUUGAAAAGUUCUUCAUGGAACCCUUGAAAAAUUUUCUGGCACCAACAGACAUGCAGAAGGUGUUCAUUAAUAUUCCUGAAAUGGUAGAGGUACACAGGAACUUGGUGAAUCAAAUUAAGGACUCUGUCAACCACCGGAAUAGCCAGAACCUUUACAUGAUUUUCCUUACAUACAAGGAAAGACUUCUAAUCUAUGGGGAAUAUUGCAGCCAAGUAGAAUUAGCCAUAUCUGUUUUGGAUAACAUCUCCAAGACCAGAGAGGAUGUCCGAUUAAAACUGGAGGAAUGUUCCAAACGAGCAAAUAAUGGAAAAUUCACCCUGAGAGAUCUCUUGGUAGUCCCAAUGCAGAGAGUUCUGAAAUACCAUCUACUACUUCAAGAGCUGGUAAAGCAUACCACAGAUCCUACAGAAAAAAAUAACCUGCGUGUUGCUCUGGAUGCAAUGAAGGACUUGGCUCAGUAUGUAAAUGAAGUGAAAAGAGACACAGAGACACUGCGGGAAAUUGAGCAGUAUCAACAUUCCAUCGAGAAUUUGAAUCAGCCUAUGUCUCAGUAUGGAAGGCCAAAGAUCGAUGGAGAGAUAAGGAUCAGUACACUUGACAAGAGAGCACGACAGGACCGGUAUAUAUUCCUUUUUGACCAAGCUGUCAUUGUAUGCAAGAGAAGAGGGGAUAAUUAUGACAUGAAAGAGAUUAUAGAUCUACAGAAAUACAAGAUAACUAACAAUCCUUCUACAGACAAGGAGAACAAGAAGUGGUCCUAUGGAUUCUAUCUUACACACAUCCAGGGACAAAAUGGCUUUGAAUUCUUCUGCAAAACUAAAGACUUAAAGAAGAAAUUACUAGAACAGUUUGAAAUGGCAUUGUCCAAUAUUCGUCCAGACAAUGCAACAGCAAAUUAUCAUGAGUUUCAGAUGCACUCAUUUAAAAGUGUUACAUCUUGUAGAGUCUGUCAGAUGCUACUAAGAGGAACAUUCUUUCAGGGGUACCUCUGCCAGAAGUGUGGGACUGGCGCCCAUAAAGAGUGCCUGGGAAGAGUGGACACUUGUAGACGUGCAGAUUCUGGGACUUUGAAGCAUGAGAAACAAAAUGGACCCCGAAGACCAGUUAAAAACCCUGACCCAGAUGUAUUCAGCAUAUCAUUGCACCUGCCAAUGCCUGCUGUAGAAAUUCCUGUAACACAUGAAGGUUUGCCAAAGAUGAAAGUAAUAAGAAACUACAGUGGAUUUCCCUCACCACCAGUACACAGCGGGCCCUCUCUCAGUAUGCAGAUAGGAGAUACCAUUGAAGUCCUGAGAGCUGAUCCACACAUCUUAUUCUGGCAGGGUAGGAAUUUAGCCACAGGGGAGCUUGGCUUCUUCCCAAGUGAUACUGUUAAGCCCAGUCCAUGUGUCCCAAAACCCGUGGAUUAUUCUGGGCAGCCUUGGUAUGCAGGAGCUAUGGAAAGGGUGCAGGCGGAGAGUGAACUAAUCAGCAGAGAGAACAGUACCUACCUCAUUCGGCAUAGGACAAAGGAAAGCGGGGAGUAUGCAAUCAGUAUAAAGUACAACAACGAAGUCAAGCACAUCAAGAUAUUAACGAGAGAUGGCUUUUUCCACAUUGCAGAAAAUAGGAAAUUUAAAAGUUUAAUGGAGCUGGUAGAGUAUUACAAACAUCAGUCGCUCCGGGAAGGGUUUAGGAGUUUAGACACAAAACUUCUUCUGCCCUAUAAGUUUCCUGAGAACCACACUGGACAUGCUUGCAACCGGACCUCAGGAUCACUUUUCAGCCCAAAGGUUCUAGGUAUUGCCAUUGCUCGCUAUGACUUCUGUGCACGUGAUAUGAGGGAGUUAUCCCUUUUCAAAGAAGACGUUGUGAAGAUAUAUACAAAGUCAGGCACCAAUGGCUGGUGGAGAGGGGAAUCUAAUGGAAAGGUCGGUUGGUUUCCUUCCACAUAUGUAGAAGAAGAUGAAUGAAGAAUACACUUUAUGGAAGACUUAAGUGCAAGAUCCUUAUGUGAGUCUCUGUAGAAUAAGUCUGUCCACCAUUUUGCAGAAUCCAUUUCCAGAGGGCAGGGUGCAGCAGUUUUGAAGCUAUUUUUUCCUGGUAAACUGGAUAAACAAAGGAUUGGAUCUGUCAGUGUUGAUUAAUGUGCACCUUGCAAAAGGAAGAGGGCAAAGGAGCACGAGGAGCGUCCUUCAUGGUAUACAGCCAUAUUGAUACCAACCUUCUGGAACCGAGGGGGUUACUGAUCCAAGAGACUCAUUAUAAAAUAUAUCUCUUGCUUAUUCUUAUGCAAAAUACAUUUUGGAGUGAAAAAAUCAAUUUGCAGUUUUUUGAAGAAGCUUUAGAAUAUGUCUGCUCGAGUGAAGGCUGUGAAAAUUAAAAUUGUGGCUAGGCAAAUACCCUCAAGGGAACCUAUCAUUCAAAAUGCAGUGUCACUGAGUACAGAACAGCAGUACAGCACUUUCCAGACCAUGAAUUUAAGGCUUAAACCAUAACUACACGUGUAAUAUUUACCUGUUCUUGCUUAAUAGGUAAGUUAGUUUAGGGUAAUGGCAUAUGAGCCUAGCCUGUAAGGUUGAUACAAAAGAUUACCUACAUGAAGGUCAGCCAGGACUGCAUCAAUAUACAACCCCAUUCCUCAAAUCCUUUCUGUUGGUUUUUUGUUUCAGUGGAAAUUGCUCUCAAACUAUUCUACAACAGUCUUACUCUUUCUACCUAUAUGUAGCAAAGCAGACUGCUGGCUACACAUCUUCUAGCCAACAGGCCAGUGUUUUCAGGAAAAUGCAACAAUCUCAUCUGACAGACUUGUAGCUGGGGAAAAUUCAUCUUGAUAUAUUUCUCAUGGAAAUAAAUAAGGCAGCAAAAAAAAGCCAGUUAUCCCUAACUCUAAAAAUUCUAAUAUUACACAUUCCAGCAGUAAUAGCUUCACUUAAAUCUUGGACCCAAAACCCCUUUCUGCAUAUAUAUAAAUGUUUAUCGAGUAAUGUUCACUAGAUCCAGAGCCACAGUUCUUAAAAUAUAUUGCAAGGUGGUGGCCAGAGUGGAUAGAAUAUAUCGUAAUGAUAUGGUCUAUUGUGCAUUCAUUGACAUUGGCUUAUUUUCUAGCCACUAAUGAAAAGCAUAAAGGGAAAACACCAGGCAGCUGAUAUAUAAACCCAUGUGUUUUGUUUUGUUCAUCAUUAUCCAAAUACAACUCCGGACAAAAUCCAGUGUAUAUGUACCCUCCGAUUGUGUCCAAGUCCAUUGUUGCCAUACAUGCCUGAAUCACACUAGGGAAAGAGCAAAACAAGUAUUGUUUCUCAGCUCAUUUAUUUCUGAUUUAUGACUAUAUAAAUGCAAAUGACAUCCCAUUUACCAAGUAACUUCAUCUGCAUCUUCCAAAACUAAAAAA
Molecule: messenger RNA, 4923 nt
Organism: Xenopus tropicalis (tropical clawed frog)
Lineage: Eukaryota; Metazoa; Chordata; Amphibia; Anura; Pipidae
Gene: vav3
Product: vav guanine nucleotide exchange factor 3
Exons: 28
Coding region: 908-3502 (864 amino acids)
Biological process (GO): signal transduction; intracellular signal transduction
Molecular function (GO): guanyl-nucleotide exchange factor activity; diacylglycerol binding
Source: RefSeq, a predicted model, not a curated record